Messenger RNA from Triticum aestivum (bread wheat), 739 nucleotides. RefSeq lists its product as uncharacterized. Lineage: Eukaryota; Viridiplantae; Streptophyta; Magnoliopsida; Poales; Poaceae. The transcript is spliced from 3 exons. The record is from RefSeq and is a predicted model, not a curated record. The coding region runs from base 105 to 515 and encodes 136 amino acids.
CCCCCCAAAUCCAAUUCCGGUAUGCUGGAAACCAACAAUGUGCGGCGUUGAACCCCAUCCAGGGGGAAUUUUGCUUCAGCCGGCGAUGAUGGUGGUUGGCGACGAUGGCAGUGGCGGAGAAUAGGAAGAUCACAAUGCUCGGCGGCGACGGCAUGGCCACUAUGAAUUGUUUUUGCUGGAAUCAGCAAUGCUUUUUGCUGGAACCAACCUUUGCUUCUGCUACAUCAGAGAAGACUACGUGGUGGGAAUCAGCUACAUCCAGCGAUUUUUUUUGCUACUUCCGUCAUCAAUUUUUGUUGGAACCAGCACAAGCGUCGGCUACGUCCGUCGGACGGCGGAGCUACAAUCAGCGGGGAAAUGCUACAAUCGGCUUUGCAUUUAAGAUUGACUUGGAUAUGUUGCAACGACGACCAGGGAGCAAGGGUGUGUUGUGCGAAGUUUUUUUUUCUGCAAGGGGCACAACAGCCGUGCUGACCUGGCAGCAAGUUCGGCCGGUGGCGAGGUUGGCCAGCUGAUACCUGAUGGCGAGGGCAGCAAGCUGUUCUACGGUGAGGUCAACGGCGCUCAUCCUUAGCAGCGUCGGCGGCGCUGGACUGAAUCGAGCGGCUGGGCGCGACCGGCCGAAAGUUUCGGCCGGCGCGUAUCAGUCGCCAUGUGAAAAACCUUCGUGGGAGAUGCCUCUUGAAAAGUGGAAACUGGAUUGUCUUAAGUUGUCUCAACAUUGUAAACAAAAUGCACA